AUAAACGAGCUGCACAGGUUCUCAGUACAAUACCGGGGACAGCGCACACUCAACAAGAUGAUGCACAUGAUCCUGAACCAAAUGGAAUCGUUAGACAAACAUGUGAAUAUGUUAAUAGACUACAUGUUCGGUGCUAGAGAUCCCAGGGUUAAAGGAUGGCUAAUGCUGGAUUCCUAUUUACCUACGUUCCUCCUUACACUCUUGUACCUAAUCGCUAUAUGGCUGGGAACAAAAUAUAUGAAGGAGAAACCUGCAUUCUCUCUCAGGAUUCACUUAAUAAUAUAUAAUCUUGGAGUAAUGCUUCUGUCUCUCUACAUGUUUAUUGAGCUGGUCCUGGCAAGCUGGGAAGGCAGGUACAACGUGCAGUGUCAAAAUCUCUACAGUGCCAAUGACGCUGACAUUAGGGUGGCAAAGGUGCUUUGGUGGUACUACUUUUCUAAAGCUAUUGAAUUUAUGGACACGUUUUUUUUCGUCUUACGGAAGAAAAAUAGCCAGAUUACAUUUCUUCAUGUAUAUCACCAUGCAACAAUGUUCAACAUCUGGUGGUGCGUCCUUAACUGGAUACCUUGUGGCCAAAGUUUCUUUGGUCCAACAUUGAACAGUUUUAUCCAUGUAUUAAUGUACUCCUAUUAUGGCCUAUCCACCAUUCCAUCCAUGCAGCCUUAUCUUUGGUGGAAGAAAUACCUGACCCAAGCACAGCUGAUACAAUUUGUACUUACAAUUAUCCAUACACUGAGUGCAGUAGUGAAACCAUGUGGAUUCCCACUUGGCUGCUUGUUAUUCCAGUCCUCCUAUAUGGUCACACUGGUCAUCCUGUUCAUAAACUUUUACAGAAAGACUUACAGAAAAUCAGUACAACAGAAUGACAAAGCCGCUUCUGAUCUGAAUGAAAUGAAGAAUGGAUAUUACAAUGGCUAUGCAAAGACCAUUAAAGGCAGCACAUCAAAUAAAAUAGAUUAA
Hemiscyllium ocellatum (epaulette shark) is the source of this 960-nucleotide messenger RNA. It is a transcript of the gene elovl2, whose product is annotated as ELOVL fatty acid elongase 2. The transcript is spliced from 8 exons. The record is from RefSeq and is a predicted model, not a curated record. NCBI's taxonomy places the organism in Eukaryota, Metazoa, Chordata, Chondrichthyes, Orectolobiformes, Hemiscylliidae. The coding region runs from base 58 to 960 and encodes 300 amino acids. Gene Ontology annotation, biological process: fatty acid elongation, saturated fatty acid; fatty acid elongation, monounsaturated fatty acid; fatty acid elongation, polyunsaturated fatty acid. Gene Ontology annotation, molecular function: fatty acid elongase activity. Gene Ontology annotation, cellular component: endoplasmic reticulum; endoplasmic reticulum membrane.